Molecule: messenger RNA, 8396 nt
Organism: Mobula hypostoma (lesser devil ray)
Lineage: Eukaryota; Metazoa; Chordata; Chondrichthyes; Myliobatiformes; Myliobatidae
Gene: pank4
Product: pantothenate kinase 4 (inactive)
Exons: 19
Coding region: 267-2645 (792 amino acids)
Biological process (GO): coenzyme A biosynthetic process
Cellular component (GO): cytosol; nucleus
Molecular function (GO): ATP binding; pantothenate kinase activity
Source: RefSeq, a predicted model, not a curated record
AGUUUGUGGAGGGAUAUAGACAGUUGACAUUUCAGGUCGAGACCCUGGAUCUGGCUAAUAUUUCAGUAUUUAAUAUUGCACUUAAUCUGACUUUCAAUAUUUAAGAUUUGAAUUUUAACAUACAUUCCACGGGUCAAAUUCAUUAAUGUUGUCCAAACAGUAAAGCUGCAAAGCGUUAGGAUGAUGUCUUGUUUCUGCGACACUGGGAACAAACUUCAUCGCGGGCCAUCAGCGACUCGGGUUGCCGGGGAACGCGCGGCGGACGUAUGACGCCAGGUUUACGCAGGACGCACCGUGCUGUGGGAACGGCAAUGGCGGCAGAUUGCACGAAAGCAGCUGGGGGCGUUCGAACGUCCCGCUCAGCGCGCGACGGCCUCGACAAAAGCAUCACACUGCCGCCCGACGAGAUCUUCCGCAACCUGGAGAACGCCAAGAGCUUCGCCAUUGACAUAGGUGGCUCAUUGACAAAGCUGGCCUACUACUCAACUGUGCAGCACAAAGUAGCCAAAGUGCGUUCCUUUGAUCAUUAUGGCAAAGGCCCAGAUGAUGAGCCAUUGUAUGAGAUCUCAGUUCAGGAAGAGAUCACUGCCAGACUUCAUUUUGUUAAGUUUGAAAAUGCUUAUAUAGAAACGUGUUUGGACUUCAUCAAAGCCCAUCUGGUCAAGACAGAGACCAAAGUAAUUAAAGCUACGGGAGGUGGUGCUCACAAGUUCAAGAACCUGAUUGAGAAGAAACUGGGAUUGAAAGUGGAUAAGGAAGACGAAAUGACUUGUUUAAUCAAAGGUUGCAACUUUGUGCUGCGAAAUAUUCCACAUGAGGCCUUUGUGUAUGUGAAACAUGCAGACCCUGAAUUCCGAUUUCAGACAACGCACCCAGAUAUCUUUCCCUACCUACUAGUGAACAUUGGGUCAGGAGUAUCUAUUGUCCGAGUGGAAUCUGAAGACCAAUUUGAGCGAAUAGGAGGAAGUUCAAUAGGAGGUGGUACAUUUUGGGGACUUGGAGCUUUGCUGACAAAAACAAAGCGCUUCGAUGAAUUAUUGCAGCUUGCCUCGAGAGGGCAGCAUACAAAUGUUGACAUGUUAGUUCGUGACAUUUAUGGAGGAGCGUAUGAAUGCUUUGGGUUGACUGGAGAUCUCAUAGCUAGUAGCUUUGGAAAAUCUGCAACUACUGAUAAAGAAUUUACUAAAGAGGACAUGGCCAAAAGUUUACUUCAUAUGAUCAGCAAUGACAUAGGCCAGCUGGCUUGCCUGUAUGCCAAACUUCAUAACCUUAGCAGAGUUUACUUUGGUGGUUUCUUUAUCCGAGGACACCCUGUAACCAUGCACACAAUUACCUACAGUAUCAACUACUUCACAAAGGGUGAAGUCCAGGCACUCUUCUUGAGACAUGAAGGAUAUCUUGGUGCCAUUGGAGCCUUCCUAAAGGGAGCAGAGGAGGACAAUCCUAAUCAAUAUAGUUGGGGGGAGAACUAUGCUGGCAGUUCAGGUUUAAUGAGCAGCACACCUGAGGUACAUCCAAUGCAGCGAACACGGAGUGGAACGUUUGACAUGUUGGAGAUGGACCGACUGGAGCGGCAGCUGGUGAAUCUUCCCCUCCUGCUCGAUGCAUCAUCGUACGUACCAGAUACAGUUGACCUCACUGAAGAUGCCAUGGCAAGGGAGUAUUGGUUGAGCUGCUUUGAAGAUGCUUUAGAUGGUGUAGUAAAGCGGGCGGUCGCUAGCCAACCACAGUCCCUGGAUGCCACAGAGCGAGCAGAGAAGUUUCGCCAGAAAUAUAGGCACAAACUUCAGACACUGAGGCACCAACCAUUUGCAUAUGGAUCUCUAACAGUCAGAAGCUUGCUGGACACGCGGGAGCACUGUCUGAAUGAAUUCAACUUUCCAGAUCCUUACUCAAAAGUGAAGCAAAGAGAAAAUGACAUUGCGUUGAAACACUUUCAGAAGGUGGUGCAGAACUUGGACUCGUUGAGUAUGGAGGAGCGACAGUUCGCAUUAGUGAAAGGUCUCUUGGCAGGAAAUGUAUUUGACUGGGGAGCCAAAGCUGUUUCAGAUGUUCUUGAAACAAAUUCAGCAUUUGGCUUUGAAGAAGCGAAGGAACGACUGCAAGCACGCCCGUGGCUUGUGGAUGCAUAUAAUGACUGGAUAGAACGACUUAAGGGUCCUCCUCACAAAUGUGCCUUAUUUUUCGUAGAUAAUAGUGGAAUAGACAUAAUUCUCGGAGUUUUCCCAUUUGUCAGGGAGCUGCUGUCCAAAGGAACAGAGGUUAUUUUAGCCAGCAACUCGGGACCAGCAUUAAAUGACGUAACUUGCAGUGAACUGACUAUAGUUACAGAGAGAAUUGCAGCAAUGGACUCGAUCAUCAGGACGGCUUUGGAAAAAGAUAAAUUAGUACUAGUUCAGAGUGGAUCCAGUUCACCAUGCCUAGAUCUGAGUCGUCUUGACAAAGGAUUGGCGACAGUGGUCUGGGAGAGGAAGACCGAUCUAGUGAUUAUUGAAGGCAUGGGUCGAGCUAUUCAUACAAAUUAUUAUGCAGCAUUGCGUUGUGAAAGCCUCAAACUUGCUGUCAUCAAGAAUGCCUGGUUGGCAGAACGCCUUGGUGGAAAUAUCUUCAGUGUAGUUUUUAAAUAUGAAAUGGCACCAAAGUGAAAUUGUGAACUACUUUGCUGAGGAAGGACUUGGCAUUGCACUGACACUGAAAGGGCUCUGUGGAAUGUAAUUGUAUUAUUUUCUGUGAUUAUAUAUUUGCAGAUUGGAAGAAAAGUUAAUAUGGAUCAAAAAAGCUUUUGUGUCAGAAGCAAUAAUAUAUAUUAUAUAUGUACAGCUACCAUAUACUUAAAACAUUUAUUGUAUAGACACAGUAUUUGUGGAAAUGAAUAUUGUUUUGCUUUUGCUUACUCAAGACAAUCAGGUUGAAUGUAAUCCCUUUCUCAAGCUGUUCCCUUGAAGAAAUAGGGUUCAUGGAUGACGUAAAAUGCAAAUGGAAAUGUUGGGUCUCUUAAAACAAAAUGAUUCAUGGCUCAGAUUGACAUAUUGUGCCCAUUUUGAAUUGUGAUUAGCACUCAGUAGUGCAAUUAUAAAUGUUUUUUUAAAUCUUGUAUUAUAUCAGAAGAAAGCAAUUUAAGUUGUAUAAAACUAAAGAUACACUAGUGGUUUAUGCAAGUUGGUUAUGUUUUAAUGUUAAGUGAUGAUGGAUGCAGUCUGUAAGUGAAUCUGGUAAUGGUGGAGUAAUUUACAUCACCCAAAUCACAAAUUCAAUACUUAAAUCAGAAUAACAUUAUCCAUUGAUUCUUGGUGAUAUCAUUGGAAUUUUGGUUUGAAAAGCUUUUCCGGAAAGGAACUGAUUUACUCUUAAGUCAGUGGUAGUCAUAAAGGCCAGAAAUGGGCUCUUCAUCUUUAGAAACAGACUCUUAAACCCACCCUGUCAAUGCCAGCCUCCGAAUACUCAACUAUACUGACCCAUUUUAUCAGUAGCUUGUCCAUUGCUUUUUUUGUUCCUUUGCUAUUCAGUUGCUCAUCUAGAUAUUGCUAAAAUAUUGAGAGAAUUUCUGCCUCCACUACCCUCUCAGACACUGUAUUCUAUUUUCCAUCCACCCCUUGGAUGGAAAAAAAUCUUUGUAUCCCCACUAAAUCUGGUCCUCACCAUAAAGCUAUGCCCACUAAUUAUACAUGGAAAGCACUGGAGAACUCAGCAUCUAUGGAGGGGAAUAGGAGGUCAAAAUUUUGGGUCAUAACCCUCAGUCCAGAUGAAGGGUCUCAACCCAAAACAUUGAGUGCUCAUUUAUAGAUCUUGAUCUUGUGUUUCUGGGCUUCAAUUGAACUUCUCAUUCUGGCACAAAAGAUCUACACUGAGUGGUUAAGACCUACACAAUACAAGUACCAUGAGUACUGCAAGCAAAAUCUGCAAUCUGAAAAAAGUUCAGCUCUGACACCCAGAUACUGGCAUUGGGAAAUUUAAUAUGGGCCAUUCUUAAUAGUUGCUGAAGCUGUUUAGUCGCUGCUGCUGGUUGAUGUGACCUAUUGUUUAUUCCAAAGAAAAGGAUAACCUGACUUAAAUUUCCAAACAAUACUUCAAAGUUUUAUACUAUAAUUUGUCUGAUCCUGCACAAUGCAUCAGCCAGUCUUGAUGUCUUAUGUUCAGGAAUGAUCGUCAACUUGGCAGAAUCAGUGUGGAGUGAAUUAUUUGCAGCAUACUGAGUGGGUGAUACUGUGUUAGCAAAUGUUUGUCAGGCUUGCAAGUAUUGAAUUAAAUUUUGUCAUUCAUUGUAAUUCUUUCUAAGUAAUGCUUGGUGCAAGGAUUAUGCUUGUAUGGCACUAAUAAUAGGAUGGAUAUACAGUACUGAGAGGCAGUUCAAUUUAGAGUCAGUAGAGUGUUUGUAUGGUAUUUCACUGAACUGUAAACCUUCAAAGGAGCCCUACAUCUUUGUGAAGAAUUUAUGGACAGGUGAAUUGUAGGCUAUUUCUGUCAUUUGAUUAUAAUGGGGUAAGUGGAAUUUAAAAUAGCUUAGAAUUAAAUGAGAGUCCCUUUGGGCAUAGUGUUUAGACCCAUGCAUGUAUGUAUCAUCAGGAAAUAGUGGAAUAGUGGAGAAAUAAAAUGUCAAAGGGUGUUGUUUACUGUGAACUGCUGUGCACAAUAUUAACUUGUUCUCUCACUUCUACCCUAUUGAAGACUUGAGAUCAAAGGGUCUGAGUGUUUGCUGAUGCAAUUGAAUUCUUAUGGGUGAGUGUAUUUUUGUGGCUUGCACUGUGAUUCUAAUUGACUAUAUAUGCAUACAGAAGUUGCUUGACUUUGUCUGCUAAAUAGCUUUUUAAAAAGUUUUGAUGUAACAGAACUGAGGGAAGAUAAAUUUUGUGCAAAAUUUCACCAUAAGUUGCAUGAUUCACCAUGAAAGUACAUUUCAGUCCUCAUAUCUAGAAUGCUAGAAGAGGAGGCCCAUCAUGGCGAUUCCAGCUAAAUGAAACUUGGUCAAUUAGGGCUUCUCCACUAGGCUUUAUCCACAUCACACUUUUAUCCUGUUCAAGUACAGGUCAACCUUCACUAAUCCGGCACCAUUGGGACCCGAGGAAUGCCGGAUUAGUGAAAAUGCGGAAUUACAGAAGGAUCACAUUAAGCAGAAUCAGUGCCGGAUUAUCGACAGAACUGAAUUACAGGUAGUCAGAUCAGUGAAGGUCGACCUGUUUAUAUCCAGCUUUUUUUUUGAAAGUUACUGAAUUUGCUUCCACUCUCUUUUUGAGCAGAGGUAGAUCAUGCCAGCUAUAAAAGGCUUUACGCAAGGUAUUGCAUGGAAACAGAUCACUCAAUUUAAGUGCUAUAUGCCAGUGUUCACUGUCACUCUGAGUUUUGAAUAGUGAGGGAAAGAGGAACUGUGAUUCAGUAACAAUUUUUAUCCUGUGUUUGAAAGGUAAUAUUUGUAUAAAAAUCAGAUUUGCAGUCACAAUUGCACAGUGAUAGUACUUCAUCAAGCAAAGAUUCCUCAUAAAUGCACUUAGAUGGUGUGUCACAGUUGUGUGACUGUACAUCAUAGAAUAGCUUAGUCUUGUCCUUGCCUGAUGUACAUACAGACUGUUAACUAGAGUUGCUCAUCAGCAAUUGUGAAAUGAUAAUCUGGCUGAGAUCAUUCAGCAUGGAUUAAUGCUCUGAUCUUAUAACACAAGAUGUGGGAAAAUCUUGAGGUUGUAUUCGAAAAUGGAUUGUUUUCUUAGGAAUUAGGACUAGCAUUCUGAUUUACUAUUAUGAUCCUUUGAAUUUAUUUUGACUGCUUUUAGUGACUCCUGAAAUCCAGCCUGAAUGGAGAUGUUUGGAUGUUUUCAAGUUUCCAUAUGAUAUUGAGGGAGACCAUUUAGUCCAUCAAAUCAAUGCUGAUUCUCUGAAAUCCCAUGAUUACCAUUUCCCUGCUUCUAUCCCUGUAACCAAUUCUCACUCACAUCCCCAUCAAUACCAUCAUAACCACAUACCUGUCCACUUAUCAACAUUAGGGCCAACUUAAUGGCUAAUCUAAUGGAUGUGGGAAGUAACUAGAUCAUGGAAGCAAAGGCCAUGUGGUGUCAGGUGGAACGUGCAAAUUCCACAAAGACUGCACUGGAUGUGAGGAUUGAUACUGCGUUCGUGGAACAAGGUUGCAUCACCGUUUAAGGACAACUACACCUAGCGAUCACACUAGUUUUUUUUAAUGCACAUAAUAAGGGACUUCUAAACCCUUGCACAGUAGAAAUAGCUUUGCUGUGCUUAAGAGUCUAGUAUAAUCUUGCAGAGUUCAUAAUUAAAGCCCCAAAUCUAAAGCACCACCUACUCAUUUGCUGACACAUUGCUGCCUAUAUUCACUCACUUUUUUUCAAGCCCUUCUAAUUAUUGCUUUGAUCUUGACUGAUGCAACCAGAUGUCUUCAAAAAGUGAGAUGCAGUGCCCCCGAUAGGUUAUGUUACAGUUAACAGUAUGAAGAAGGUGCAUGAACGUCACUCCUUCAAAUUAUACUGUUGACAGCCUGGGGUCCAGAUGGCAAAAGGUAAUUUUUAAAUAAACAUUAAAAGAACAUUUUCACACCAAAACCAAGAAAGUUGGAUAAUGGGAGCAGGAAUUGUUCGAGAAUUUGCCAGAUUCUCCUGCUUGGCAAAGGGUGAAGCUUUCUGAUUAGAUAAUUGGCUGAACAUCCAUUGAAUGAAACACAUAAAUAAAAAGAAUCUAUCUUAGCUUUUGCAAAAAUUGCAGAUAUGUUCCUUAUUUUCUGAGGAUUUGCUGAAAUGCUUUAAAAGAAUCAUAAUGAACAGCUGCCAAUAUGCAUAUGGUAUACUCUUAACAAAUGUUAAUUGAAUAAAUGACUGGCUAAUUGGUUGCUGAGGAAGGAAUAUUGAGUAGUUUACUCUUGGAAUAAUACCAUGGUGAUAUCUAUAUCCAAUUGAGAGUAGUUGGGGCUUUGAUUUAAACUCUUGAAGAUGGUAUCUUUGAAUAUGCAACGUUAUACGGAAGCAUUGCAAGUUGUAUGUUUAAGUGGAUAGUGGGGAUUAAACCCAUGACUUUCUGAUGUGAAAAUGAGAGGAACUGGACCACUUCCCCAGUUCAGCAGGCACACAGUGAAUAUUUUGUACAUUCCAUUAAAUAAUUUGUUUUUCUGCCAUCUAUAAAAUAUUGAUUUGUUUUUGAUUAGUUGGUAGUACAGCUUAACCAUGUAGGUCUAAUUUAAGUCUAAUGAUGGCAUAAUUUUAUAAACCAUUUUUAAAGUUCUUGGAAGAUAUCAGUGUUAAUGUGGCUUAAUGGAAAGUGUUGUUUGGUCAUUUUGUCUUCAUAAGAAAAAGAAAUUGCAGAAUUAAUACUCUUGCUUCCUGUUCCCUUGCUAAAACUCUCCUUCAGAUGCAAUAGCUUGAGAUAAGAAGGCUGCUGCAUAAAGGAAUUGUUUUCUGUGUUGUGUUUAGAGAGACACAGCUUUCUAAAUGCAACAUUAAUUGAAAACUGAUAUCAGAUUCCAACGGGCCCACUGACUGUGGCUUUUUGCAGUCAGGCUUUCUUCCUUGGACAUGCUGUGUUCCUCACAUGAGCAGUGUUCCUCCACGAUGGCAACAAAAAAAUCAUUGAAACAAUUUGGAACAUGAGCCUGAAUACACUUAAGAAAAAAGAUAUGGGUUAAGAGGGGUUGGUGGUUGGGAAUUUUGUGCUUUAUUGUGCUGUGUGGAGCAUCAAGAUAAGAGGGAGAGCAAAAUAGUAUAUGAUACUGCACCUUUAGAAUUUCUAGAUUCACAUUGCUUCUUGUGGUCAGCAUAAAGUAUAAAUUGUGUUGUACUGAAGCCAUUGAUAUUGUGUUUAUUAAUAAGCAAGUAUAUUCACAAUGUGCUAUUGAUGUGAAUUCUCUACAAGAGCUACACUUUUGCUACAGGAAUGUGGGCAGGACAAAAUGUAAUAUGGUACAGUACAGUAAAUCCCUGCAACCAGACCUCAGGGCAAUCAGAAUGCUUAAGUUGCUUAAAUUUUGGUAGAUUCCUAUCUAGAAAGAAAAAUUUAUAUCAGUUUCAAUAGUUCAAAUUUUCCCAGAUUUCCUGGCUGUAUGGCACUUGCAGCAUGACUUGAUGUCCCCAGAAGUACCCUCUAACCAAGGGAAUGGAUUGGGAAAGAGAAAAACCUUACUGUAUUUUAUGUGAAAAACCAAGUAACACCAUGUGAAUAAAUUACAGAUUAUUUUGGGAGGAAUAUUUAGUACUGUGAUUUUUGUGUAUGUCUUUAAUAUGAAAAGUAUGUAAAACAUGUAAAUACACUUUUUUCCCCUUUGAUUUUAUCAGGACAUCACCUGAUGUUAAAUAAAGUGAAGAAUAUCAUGGUGAUGAAGAUGUCAGUGUAUCAGAGGGAUGUAGGACAGUUUUGAUGGAACAGUAUAUCAGUACAUUAUGAUUUGUAUAUAAACCGUGACUUUAUUG